Molecule: messenger RNA, 3004 nt
Organism: Bufo bufo (common toad)
Lineage: Eukaryota; Metazoa; Chordata; Amphibia; Anura; Bufonidae
Product: zinc finger protein 850-like
Exons: 3
Coding region: 104-2533 (809 amino acids)
Biological process (GO): regulation of cytokine production; negative regulation of transcription by RNA polymerase II; regulation of immune system process
Source: RefSeq, a predicted model, not a curated record
ACUUCACAGUACAAAUCUGUCAUAUAAUGCUCCUAAUUAUGUGGAAACUUUUCCUGACCAAUCACAGAUUGUUACCACAAGUACAGGUCAGAAAGGGGGUAAAAUGUUUCAAAGUGGUAAAGAGUUCCCAAAAAGAACAAAACUUUCUACACACCUAACAAUUCAAACAGGAGAAAAGUCAUACUCCUGUUCAGAAUGUGGACAAUGCUUUAAAUAUAAAUCAAGUCUUGUUACGCAUGAAAGAAUUCACAUUAGAGAGAAAUUAUAUUCAUGUUCAGAAUGUGGGAAAUGUUUUACACAGAAAGUAGAUCUUUUUACACAUGAGAGAAUUCACACAGGAGAGAAGCCAUAUUCAUGUUCAGAAUGUGGGAAGUGCUUUACACAGAAAUCAAAUCUUGUCACACAUAAGAGAAUUCACACAGGAGAGAAGCCAUAUUCAUGUUCAGGAUGUGGAAAAUGUUAUAGAAAUAAAUCAACUCUUGUUAAACAUGAGAGAAUUCACACAGGUUUCAAGCCAUAUUCAUGUUCAGAAUGUGGGAAAUGUUUUGCAGAUAAAUCAGAUCUUGUUAAACAUGAAAGAUCCCACACAGGAGAAAAGCCAUAUCAUUGUUCAGAAUGUGGGAAAUGUUUUUCAGUUAAAUCAAAUCUUGUUAAACAUGAAAGAAUUCACACAGGAGAGAAACCAUAUUCAUGUUCAGAAUGUGGCAAAUGUUAUGCGGAUAAAUCUGAUCUGGUUACACAUGAGAGAACUCACACAGGAGAGAAGCCAUAUUCAUGUUCAGAAUGUGGAAAAUGUUUUUCAGUUAAAUCAAAUCUUGUUAAACAUGAGAGAAUUCACACAGGAGAGAAACCAUAUUCAUGCUCUGAAUGUGGGAAAUGUUUUACAGAAAAAUCAUAUCUUGUCACACAUGAGAGAAGUCACACUGGAGAGAAGCCAUAUUCAUGUUCAGAAUGUGGGAAAUGUUUUGCAGAUAAAUCACAUCUUGUUACACAUGAAAGAACUCACACAGGAGAAAGGCCGUAUUCAUGCUCAGAAUGUGGAAAUAGUUUUACGCAGAAAUCAAGUCUUGUUACUCAUGAGAGAAUUCAUACAGGAGAGAAACCAUAUUUAUGUUCACAUUGUGGAAGAUGUUUUACAGAUAAAGCUCAUCUUGUUAACCACAAAAGAUCCCACACAGGAGAAAAGCCAUAUCCUUGUUCAGAAUGUGGGAAAUGUUUUACAAGUAAAUCAUAUCUUGUUACUCAUGUGAGAAUUCACACAGGAGAGAAGCCAUAUGCAUGUUCAGAAUGUGGGAAAUGUUAUGCAGGUAAAUCUGAACUGGUUAGGCACAAAAGAUUCCACACAGGAGAAAAGCCAUAUUCAUGUUCAGAAUGUGGGAAAUGUUUUGCAGUUAAAUCACGUCUUGUUAAUCAUGAGAGAAUUCACACAGGAGAGAAACCAUAUUCAUGUUCAGAAUGUGGGAAAUGUUUUACACAAAAAUCAUAUCUUGUCACACAUGAGAGAAGUCACACUGGAGAGAAACCAUAUUCAUGUUCAGAAUGUGGGAAAUGUUUUGUAGGUAAAUCACAUCUUGUUAAUCAUGAGAGAAGUCACACAGGAGAGAGACCGUAUUCAUGCUCAGAAUGUGAAAAUUGUUUUGCACAAAGAUGCAAUCUUGUCAGACAUAGGAGAAUUCACACAGGAGAGAAGCCAUAUUCAUGUUCAGAAUGUGGCAAUUUCUUUUCAAAUAAAUCAUAUCUUAUUUUACAUAAGAGAAAUCACACAGGAGAGAAGCCAUAUUCAUGUUCAGAAUGUGGGAAAUGUUUUGCACAUAAAUCAAAUCUUGUUACACAUGAGAGAAGUCACACAGGAGAGAAGCCGUAUUCAUGUUCAGAAUGUGGGAAAUGUUUUGCACAUAAAUCAUAUCUUGUUAGACAUAAGAGAAGUCACACAGGAGAGAGGCCGUAUUCAUGCUCAGAAUGUGGAAAAUGUUUUAUAAAUAAAUCAACUCUUGUUAAACAUGUACGAAUUCACACAGGGGAGAAACCAUAUUCAUGUUCAGAAUGUGGGAAAUGUUUUACACAGAAAUCAAGUCUUGCUACACAUGAGAGAAUUCACACAGGAGAGAAACCAUAUUCAUGUUCAGAAUGUGGGAAAUGUUUUAUAAUUAAAGCACAUCUCGUUAUGCAUGAGAGAAUUCACACAGGAGAGAAGCCAUAUUCAUGUUCAGAAUGUGGGAAAUGUUUUAGACAAAGAUCCAAUCUUGAUACACAUAAGAGAAGUCACAUAGGAGCGAAGCCAUAUUCGUGUUCAGAAUGUGGGAAAUGUUUUACAAAUAAAUCAAGAAUUGUUAAACAUGAGAAAAUUCACACAGGAGAGAAACCAUAUUCAUGUUCAGAAUGUGGAAAAUGUUUUACAGCUAAAUCAAAUCUCAUUACACAUGUGAGAAUUCACACAGGAGAGAAGCCAUAUUCAUGUUCAGAAUGUGGUAAAUGUUUUACACAUAAAUCAAGUCUUGAUCAACAUAUGCAAACUCACACAGGAGAGGUGUAAUGUUUUCUAUUUCUCUGCUUUUAAAACAGAUAGUGAUACCUCAUAAAAUAUUUAUUGCUUAACAUUCCUCAUAUGUCUACUUUUAUGUUGCUAUUAUUUUGAAGAUGCCAUUUUAUAUUUUAGGAUGUAAGAAAGCGUAGAAUUUUAGAAGUAACUCUUAACAUUUUAAAGAAAAUUUCCAAAACCCACUUUAAGGUUCAGUUCUAAUGUUACUUUGUGGGGCUUACAUAGUGAAAACCACCCAUAAAUGACCCUAUUUUAGAAACUGCACCUUUCAUGUAAUUCAAAACUGAUUUUACAAAUUUUGUUAACCCUUUAGGUAUUCCACAAGAAUUAAAGGAAAAUGGAGAUGAAAAUUUAAUUUCAAUCCAUUAUUUCCUGUCACAUAGCAAGGGUUAACAGCCAAACAAAACUCAAUAUAUAUUACCCUGAUUCUACAGUUUACAGAAACAUGUGGUGGUAAACUGCUGU